Messenger RNA from Acipenser ruthenus (sterlet), 2961 nucleotides. RefSeq names its product transmembrane serine protease 3a (gene tmprss3a). The coding region runs from base 70 to 1494 and encodes 474 amino acids. The transcript is spliced from 13 exons. NCBI's taxonomy places the organism in Eukaryota, Metazoa, Chordata, Actinopteri, Acipenseriformes, Acipenseridae. The record is from RefSeq and is a predicted model, not a curated record. Gene Ontology annotation, biological process: proteolysis. Gene Ontology annotation, cellular component: membrane. Gene Ontology annotation, molecular function: serine-type endopeptidase activity; protein binding.
CUGUCAUGCUCUCACUUUGCGCAAAGCUCUAUCAGCAAUGGGACUGAAAUAAUCAUAACUACAGUUAACAUGGCUUCUCAAGAGGAACCUGUUGUGAAGCCAGAUAUAGCAACAAUAGAAGUUGUAUCUAUUACAGAGGAGGAGUUGCCAGCCAUUGAAGAUUGUUUUACACAGGCAGAUGGGCUUGAGGCAGCUACAGUUAAACCAGCUGAAAAUGGACUAGAUGCGACAAAGACAUUAAAGUGCUAUAUUCUUGCCUAUAAGAAGGCUCUCCUCGUUGCCUGCUGCGUGCUAGUUGUAUUGAUCCUUUCCGUAGCGAUUGGAGUAAGUGUGACCUACAGCUGUACAGGAAAGUUUAGGUGUGGAACAUCUUCCCAAUGUGUCAGAAAGACAGCCCGAUGUGAUGGGGUGACAGACUGUGACCAGGGAGAGGAUGAGUUUAGAUGUGUCAGACUCAGUGGAAGAAAUUCAGUGCUCCAGAUUUAUACUGGUGGAUCAUGGAAAACUGUUUGUUCAGAAGACUGGAAUGAAACGUAUGGAAAUACAGCCUGCAGGCAGCUGGGAUAUUCCAGAUAUGGAAAUUCCAGUUCCCUUCUUGUAUCUGAGAUUGAGUACCAGUUCCAAAAGGACCUAAUAUCAAUCAGUUUAAGCCAGCCUCCUGGCCAUAUUUUCAAGAUUCACAAUGUGACACAUAUAAGCAGGACCCAUUGUACCUCUGGCAAAGUGACCUCAUUAAAAUGUUUAGAGUGUGGUUCAAGGCCCAGAUACAGCCCCCGGAUUGUUGGAGGCAAUGAAUCCAAAGUGGGGCAGUUUCCAUGGCAGGUUAGUCUGCACUUUGAGAGGGAGCACCUCUGUGGAGGUUCAAUCAUAACAUCUAGAUGGAUACUAACAGCAGCUCACUGUGUUUACGGAUUUGCUUUCCCUUCUUCUUGGACAGUACAUGUUGGUAUUACUGACCAACCUGUGACAGGGGGCAUGGCUUAUACUGUAAAGAAGAUAAUGCAUCAUAGAAAGUACAGACCCAAAUCUUUACAUUAUGACAUUGCAUUAAUGAAGCUGACUACAUCGAUUAUAUUUGAUGGUAAUGUGGAGCCAAUAUGCCUUCCAAAUUAUGGUGAAGAGUUUGCAGAUGGAAAAAUGUGUUGGAUUUCAGGCUGGGGUGCAAUGUAUGAUGGAGGAGAAGGUACUGUUGCUAUGAACUACGCUCAGAUACCUCUGCUGUCCAACAAAGUGUGCAAUCAGCCUGAUGUGUAUCAAGGCUUUAUAACUCCUACCAUGAUUUGUGCUGGAUAUUUAGAAGGUGGUAUAGAUUCCUGCCAGGGAGACAGUGGCGGACCAUUGGCUUGUGAAGAUUCAAAUGUCUGGAAGUUAGCUGGAGCUACAAGCUGGGGACUGGGAUGUGCAGAAAAAAACAAACCAGGAGUCUACACCAGAAUCACUGAAUGCCUAGAUUGGAUCCAUGAGCAGAUGGAGAGAGAAGAGGCACUUUUCUGAAUGUUCAUCACCUAUUCUUCAACUUCAAUGUUACAAAGCAUGUUUAUUUUUUCACAAUACCAAAUUGUUUUGUAAAUUGUAUAUAUUUGUAUUGUUCACUGAAUUUAUACAAAAGCAAGAAUUGUCCUAUUCUUUUCAUUGGCAAUAUCUGAAAACAUCCCCAAACAAAUGUACCAUUUUUUUCCAUCAAUGGUCAUCUGGUUACGAGUAGCUAAUUGAUCUAAAAAUUCUUAGCAUCAACAUCAUGGCUAGGUAACCCAUUCCAAAGCCUCGCCCCUGUGUAAAGAACUGUCUCCUACCCUCUGUCAUAAGUCUAGUUCCACUUAAUUUGUAAGUGUGUCCUUAUUUCUGUGAUGCACUUGAAGUAUUGGUUAAAGUUAAGUUUGUCAACUCCUGUUAUUUUUUUUACUAUGAACAUUUUCUUUAUACAGCCAAGAACUAAAAAUGGGAAAUAAAGCUUCAAAAAAGGCCAGUUUUGGUACAGCACCAUUGUGUAAUAGAAUUGAAGCUGAUUUUCUACACUGAUUUUAGUGAAGCUGAAAUUUUCUGGACCCUGGUGCAAGAAAGUUAAGUGCCAGUGUAAAAAAAGUUUCUAGGUACUAGAUAUUGUUCAAAUUAAUCAUGCCUGCUUGUAGACUGUACCUGUCUCUCUUUUAUCAUCUUGAUCAGCAUUUUCUAACAACAUAAAGGCUUGUUUCAAAGAAUGUUGUGGUAACUAAUUAAUGCAUUAAAAAUGUGUAUAAUUGAGACGGCUUUCUAAACAAUAAUGGGCAUUCCUGAAAGAUCUGUGCUGUCCACAGGCAUACAAAUGAUUUGAAUUCACCUCUUGCAGGAAAAAAGCUGUUGUACCUCCCUUAUUGCUGUACCUUAUGUACACUAUGCAUAGAGUAUGUGAUUUUGAGUUUGCCUGGAUCACAACUCUGAUGCUGUGUAAGAGAAAGCACACUGGGAAGCCAAACAAUUCUUGCAGCUUCUCAGAACACAUAUGCCUUAGAUUUAGAUGUAUCCUACUCCUCAGUUCACUUAAUGUCUUUAGGUGGCCUUCUGUAUUUUUAUUUCUGAUAAAUGCUGCCAAAAACAAAACAUGAAUAAUUUGUAAUAUUAUUAUUAUUUGUUUAUUUAGCAGACGUCUUUAUCCAAGGCGACUUACAGAGUCUAGGGUGUGUGAACUAUGCACCAGCUGCAGAGUCACUUACAAUUACGUCUCACCCGAAAGACGGAGCACAAGGAGGUUAAGUGACUUGCUCAGUGUCACACAAUGAGUCAGUGGCUGAGGUGGGAUUUGAACCGGGGACCUCCUGGUUACAAGCCCUUUUCUUUAACCACUGGACCACACAGCCUCCCAUAAUAGAAAAGGUUAAGACUGUGCACUGUUUAGCAGUUAUAAUAAUAGACUACAUGCAUGCUUCAGCUGUGGGUAAGACAGUCCAGAAGUGGUUCCUGGCUCGUAUGCCCUCUUCAGUGGAU